This is a messenger RNA of Akanthomyces muscarius, 384 nucleotides long. RefSeq lists its product as uncharacterized. The transcript has 2 exons. Bases 1 to 384 code for a protein of 127 amino acids. Gene Ontology annotation, molecular function: protein heterodimerization activity. Lineage: Eukaryota; Fungi; Ascomycota; Sordariomycetes; Hypocreales; Cordycipitaceae. The record is from RefSeq and is a predicted model, not a curated record. Gene Ontology annotation, biological process: peptidyl-glutamine methylation; rRNA (guanine-N7)-methylation; tRNA methylation.
AUGAAGGUUCUAAGUCUCAACUUUGUCAACUGCGCCGCCAAAGCCUGCAAAGCCACCUCCGAAUCCUUCCCGCUGCAUCCCAAGGAUGCCGAACUCGUUCAAGAUGAGAUUGAGCUGAACCCAGCUAUGCUCAUCAACGUUCUGCCUAGACUCGACUGGGCAGCUCUUCGAACAACUUCCUCAGAGCUCGGUUUCCCCGAACUUCCGGGGCAAGCUCCUACAGCCGAGCAACUGCAAGCUGAUGAGAAGACUUUGAAGGAUCUGCACCACUUGUUGCUCGAGACACAGAUUUCGGAAGGCAAGCUUGUUUGUGGCAACUGUGGGCAUGAGUAUGCCAUCAAGGAGGGCAUUGCCAACUUUCUUCUGCCCAGCCACCUAGUCUGA